Molecule: messenger RNA, 1494 nt
Organism: Zasmidium cellare ATCC 36951
Lineage: Eukaryota; Fungi; Ascomycota; Dothideomycetes; Mycosphaerellales; Mycosphaerellaceae
Exons: 7
Coding region: 1-1494 (497 amino acids)
Biological process (GO): calcium ion transmembrane transport; intracellular calcium ion homeostasis
Cellular component (GO): fungal-type vacuole membrane
Molecular function (GO): calcium:proton antiporter activity
Source: RefSeq, a predicted model, not a curated record
AUGGCUCACAACUCUGUCGAAGGCCAUGGCUCCAAGCCAAGUGCUCAUGUCAAUCAUGAUGCUGCUGGCAGUAGCACCGAGACUGCACCACUGCUCCCAUCAUCCCAACAACAUCACACGCCGCACACAUUCGGAGAUGGCAUAGCACAUGAAGGCGAGAGUGGCCGCAGCGGCUUCCACAUUCGUCACUUCUUCUCCGUAGUAUGGCGCUCUUCAAGCUACGCAUCGAUGGCCGUCAACAUCCUGUGGCCGUUCGUCAUCAUCGCCAUUGUUCUGAAGUAUACUACCGAUGCUCAUCUGUGGAUAUUCGCCAUGUCCUAUGUGGCAAUGGUGCCAGCCGCGAACUUGCUUGGAUUUGCUGGACAGGAGUUCGCACGCAAAAUGCCCAAGGUGGCGGGUAUUCUCAUCGAGACCACUUUCGGAUCUGUUGUUGAGAUCAUACUUUUCGUGGUGUUGAUUGCAAAGCACAAGUCUGGGAGCUCGGAGGAAAAUGGCGACGAGGGCAACCUCAUACCGAUCAUCCAGGCUGCAAUCCUCGGCUCUGUUUUGACAAAUCUUCUUCUAUGUCUCGGACUCUGCUUCUUCGUGGCAGGCAUUCGCCGCCAUACGGCAAACCAAAAGUUCCACGCUGUGGUGUCUGAAGUUGGGACAGGCCUUCUUCUUGUUGCAGCUUUCGGCCUACUCAUUCCCAGUGCUUUCUACUCCGCCCUCAAGACCGAGACCGUCUCGGUCUUACAUGACAGAUUCACACAAGGAAAGCUCCAGGACGAUGUUCUCGAAAUCAGUCGCGGGACUGCUAUUGUCCUGAUUGUCGCCUUCAUUCUCUAUUUGAUAUACUCAUGCACUUCGGCCCACUCCAUCUUCGACGAAGUCAUCGAAAUGGACGAGCAUGCGGAUGCGGAUCGAGAGCAAGAUGCUGCAAAGAUGAAGCUGACAAUGACGGAAACGUUGGUGGCGCUGGUCAUCUCGGUUGCCUUCGUGGCAUGGCUUCUUGUGAUCUUGGUCGGCGAGAUAGAGGAAGUCGUGGAAAGCGGCGUCCCUGACCAGUUCCUCGGCUUGAUUCUCCUUCCUCUUGUGGAAAAGGCAGCAGAACAUCUCACUGCCAUUGACGAAGCCUGGGAUGGUGUGAUCAACGUCGCGCUGUAUCAUUGCAUUGGACCGUCCAUCCAGACAGCACUGUUCAACGCUCCCGUAGUAGUCCUUGUCGGUUGGGCAAUGGGCAAGCCUAUGGAUCUCAACUUCGAGAUCUUCAUGAUCGGUCUACUCGUACUCUCAAUCUUGGUUGUCGGUAACUUCCUGAGAGAUCAAGAGUCGAACUGGCUCGAGGGUUCGCUUUUGGUGAUUGUGUACCUGAUCAUUGCGAUUGCGUCCUUCUACUAUCCCAAUCCGGACGUUGCCACUUCCAACGACAUUAAGGAGUCUCUCCAGCGGAACAUCACGAUUCCUGCUCACCUCUACGAACAACUUGUGGCAGCUAUUCAAGAUGGGCAUUGA